AUGGGUUAUGUGACUAGUGGUUAUGCAACACGGCCACAUAAGCGUGCUAGAAAGGUUGUUAGAAAGGUUUACUAUGAGCAUGGUAAAAGCAGCGUGGAUGUUAACAAUGAUAACACCAGGAUAGCCGGUGAUGGACGACCUCUUCGUGCCAAAAUACGGCGUCUACAGCUCGAAGACCUGGAUCAGGAUGUACUGGAGCGGAUAUUUUUAUUUUCCGGUCGCAACAGUGCCUUGGCGAUGGUAAAUCAACGAUUUUACCAUUUGCUGAGACCCACACCGUAUUUGAUUCACAGCUACUUGCGUCAAAAUUAUAUUUGCGACAUCAACGCCGCCAUCAUGCGAGAGUGCGAACGGUCAUACCAGAGCAGAUAUGUGUUGGCAGAGGCUGCAUUGGAUAAUUCCAUGUUUUUGCAGUUUUUGGAUGAGAAUCCGCAUAUUCUGGAUGUGGUGGAUGAAGUGGCCCCUCUAGAGGACCCUGAACAAGUUCAAGAGUCACGAUCACAAGCAUUCAUCGACAAUACCUUACAAGAUCUCUCAAGUCCCUGCUGCGAAGUGGAGGUGCACUUAGUGUCCGGGAAGCCGCUGAAGGAUUUCCCUGCUUCUAUCUACAGAAGACCUGCUAUUUUCUUUCAUAACGACAUUGAGAGUGGUCCAGUGAUAUACAAUCAGCUACUGCUGCGCCUUCAUGCUUUCUACGCAAUCCAGCACUCCUCGUGGGCUACUGAGAUGGUCAUGCAAUGGUUUUUCGAGGAGAGCCCGGAUCGCUUCCACCCCCUCAACAUUAAUCACUUGUUUUGCGCCAUAAAUCUCAUUUUGCACAUUUCUGUCGAGAAUAAUCGCGGUUUUAUGGACGUCCAUCCACUGGUUCAGUUGAUCGAUCAUAUGUAUAUCUCUUUGACAUCACACCUAUCGCAGCUACUGCUAUGUGAGAGACUCGAGGAUCCGGUCCUGAUAAGUGAUCGCAAAGGAAAAAUCAUCGUUAAAUUCAUCAACAAAUUCUAUCGAAAUAAUCUAAGAGCCCUUUCAGAGGAUGCUCUUUGGCGCACAUUGCAUCGAACAAAAAAUCCAAAGCUGCUAGAGACCAUCACAAAGCUUGGAGGCAAGCCCAGUUUCAAUAUCAUGAAGUGA
Lachancea dasiensis is the source of this 1128-nucleotide messenger RNA. The record is from the annotation of a GenBank genome assembly. Lineage: Eukaryota; Fungi; Ascomycota; Saccharomycetes; Saccharomycetales; Saccharomycetaceae.